Messenger RNA from Osmia bicornis bicornis, 2807 nucleotides. RefSeq names its product cuticle protein 21-like. The coding region runs from base 1332 to 2099 and encodes 255 amino acids. NCBI's taxonomy places the organism in Eukaryota, Metazoa, Arthropoda, Insecta, Hymenoptera, Megachilidae. Gene Ontology annotation, cellular component: extracellular matrix. The transcript is spliced from 4 exons. The record is from RefSeq and is a predicted model, not a curated record.
UCCAUAAUUGGUGGAAUCAACUGGUUUUUUUCGUGGUAUAAAAAAAUAAGAAGAGAACGAGGUUAAGCGCCGAUGAUGUAAGAAGUUAAUGACGUGUCUCUACUUUUGGGUUUGAGUAAGAAGCAUAAGGAAGAUUAUUGUAGAAGACUCUGCCUCUGCAAAUCAUUAUUCUAUAUUGUGUCCAAAUAAGUCUGCAUUCGAAAAUUGGUUCACAAGAUAUCUUAGGGAAAGACAAGGAGAUUCUCCAGAGAACCCGAAUCUCGCUCGAAUUUAAGUUGACAUUGACUACCUUCCAAUCGACUACCGUGCGAGACACUUAUUCAAGUUGGGCGUCAGAAGGCGUAGGUCUUGAUUUGGAUCUGGAUCGGUUUUAUUUCUCCAAUAGCCCGGGGCUAUCGAUCGAUCGAGACGGACCUCGCGAUUCGGCUGGCCCACCUAUUUUUUUUUUUCCAUUAUGAAAGUGCUCCACUUCAGUUUGCCAGUAACGUUAGACGUGACGCAACGUUCAACGUAGAUCAGGAUACACCGACUGGAAAGUUUCACGACGUACCGGUACCGAUGAAUUCUUUCUUUUUUUCUUUCACACGGAAUUUGGAGAAAUUUCGAAAAUCGAUUCGCAACUGGUACAAUUAAAUUUCAAUCAACGUCGUUCUCGACGUAGUAUAAGGAAUUCCUGAGGAUAAAUCCAAGGCAAAUUUGUAUGGACACAAUGGCGAGAAGAAUGAAGAAAAAAGAAAAGAAAGAAAAAGGAAUUUAAUUUCGAUUGACCUGUUGUUGAGAUUUUUAGUUUAAGUUUAUUAUUAAAAUUUUGAUUAAAUUAAAAAAUAAUAAUCGAGGAAAGUGGAGGAACAGCGUGAACAGGAUAUGGAAAUAAUGCAUGACAAACAGCUAAAGAAGAAUGAAAGUUCCAUAAAGAAUUUUAAUUUGUGUCCGGAAUUCGAAUAAUUUAAAUACGUUCACUGUAAUUGUUUCAAAUAUCUAUUCUAUUACUGCUAAUUUUACAAGGAGAAUUAAGAACCAGCAGAACGAACGUCCGCCCUUGGGCAAAUUCGUUUCAUCAUUGAGAUUCUAUUCCAUUCUAUUAGUCUAUGUAACAUUCGGAUUGAAAAUGUUAAACGAGUGUGAAUGUAUGUGUGUUCUCGCGGACCAAGUUCAAGUGCGGUAACGUUGAUACGAUCUGUUAGCAAAGUUUGAAAGCCCGGCAAAACCCGAGCAAUUUGGUGGGGGAGAUCGGUGGUAACAGCUCGAUCGGUGGUAUAUAAAGCAGUCCGAAUAAACGUUGGACAUCAUCAGUCGCUCAGUCGAUCCAAACCAACCUAAUCAUUCCAACAAUGGUCUCCAAGUUCAUCGCCUUCGCCGCGUUCGUGGCCGCCGCCAACGCCGGAAUCCUGCGGGAAGCCCCUUUGACCUACGCACCCGCUGCACACUUAUCCUACGCUCAUGCCGCCCCAUUGGCUUACUCUGCGCCAGUUGCUGUAGCUCCCGUGGCCAAGACGUUAGUCGCGGCUCCAGUGGCUAAGGCCGUGGUUGCCAAGACUGUGGACGCUGACUACGACCCUCAUCCCCAAUACAGCUACGCCUACGACGUGCACGAUAGCCUGACCGGUGACGCCAAGAGCCAACAGGAGAGCCGUGACGGAGACGUAGUCCAGGGUAGCUACUCUCUCGUCGAACCCGACGGCACCAAGCGCACCGUCGACUACACCGCUGACCCAGUCAACGGAUUCAACGCGGUAGUCCGCAAGGAGCCAGCAGCCGUUGCCGUGAAAGCCGUCGCCCAUGCCGCACCCUUGACCUAUGCCGCUUCUGCGCCAGUUCUUGCCGCUCCAGUCGCCAAAUAUGCCGCCCCCAUCGCACACGCUCCAGCAGUAUACGCCGCCAAAGUAGCCGCACCGUACACCGUUGCCCAUGCCGCACCGUACACCGUUGCCCAUGCCGCACCGUACACCGUUGCCCAUGCCGCCCCAUACGCCGUGGCCCAUGCCGCCCCAUACGCCGUGGCUCACGCAGCACCCAUCGGCUAUUCAGCCCACCCCGUCUCGUACGCCAAGUACGCCGCUGCCCCGGCCCUGACCUACGCUCAACCUCACUAUUUGUAAACGUACCUACGUCUUAAACCCCGCAACCACGGACUCAGGCUGAACUUUUUAUUUAUUUUUUUAGCAGACUUGUUUGUGAUCGAUUAAACUCGUUACAAAUGUACCCAUACAUCUUUAUUUAUUUAUUUGUUUAUUUUAAUACUGGAUCUUGUAAAACUAGCGACACUGUCUGACGAAGACAAAGGAGAUAUAGCCUUGGGUAACCUUGGACAUAGGGUAGAGUUUCAAUUUAACACCGCUCGUUGGUUAAGGCGUUUCUAAGAAUCAUCAAAAGUAGCUUUCACUACUUUCGUACUCGUUCUCGCAAUCUGAACAAUGCCGAAUUUCCGCUUUGUUGUCUACCGUUGCGCAUAAAGGAAGGUUACCUUCUUCUGCGAAAACCUUGGAAGUACUAGUUCAGUAAUUAGUAGUAAUGUUCAGGUUGCUCUAGAAAUUAGUAUUCUCUUAAGAAACGGACAUUGUUUCUUCAAACAGGUCCAAGUAAAUUGCAAUUAUUAUGGAUGAAAGGAGAAGUUGACGGUUUCGUAAGCAUGUAAGCGAGGAAAUCGAUCACAAAAUUCGUUUUAAUUAUAAGCACCGAGUCCGUCACCGGUGGAGAAAGGCGUCCAAAUUCCAGGCUCCAAUUUAAAUCAUUUCGUAAUUCAGGGGAAUUAGAACGAUACAGUUUUUCGAAACUUAGUUGUCUUAUGACACUGUUGUGUCAGACUU